GUACAAGCGCAUCCCAAUCGUCCGGUCACUGCUGAAGCAGUCGCUUGGUCCGCUGAGCCAACGACUGGAAGAGCUGGUGGUAGUGCGCUUGUCAGUGCUUUUGGGAUGGUUUCUGCCCUACAGCAUCAUUCUGCGAAGAGCAAGGGACGCUCUACAACUCGUCUGCUCCGGCCUCUGGCUCCUGGUCUCGUCCCUCGCCUCGCCUCUGGCCUGGAUUCCUUCGGUGGCCUCGGCGCCUGUGGAGGCAGCCACCUCCGCCUGGCGGUUCUUCGUGCAGAUCAUUGGAACCGUGGCCCGAGUCGCUUCUUCAG
Messenger RNA from Symbiodinium pilosum, 311 nucleotides. The record is from the annotation of a GenBank genome assembly. NCBI's taxonomy places the organism in Eukaryota, Dinophyceae, Suessiales, Symbiodiniaceae.